Drosophila sechellia is the source of this 257-nucleotide messenger RNA. RefSeq names its product Seminal fluid protein 33A2 (gene Sfp33A2). The record is from RefSeq and is a predicted model, not a curated record. The transcript has a single exon. Bases 19 to 165 code for a protein of 48 amino acids. NCBI's taxonomy places the organism in Eukaryota, Metazoa, Arthropoda, Insecta, Diptera, Drosophilidae.
UCACAAUAUUUUGUGGCAAUGCAUUUCUAUAAUUUAAUUGUGCUUUGCCUGAUUCAUUUUUUGGAUUUGACACGGAAUGUAAAGGAUCAAUUUACUUUUUGCGUACCUAACUAUAGAGGCUGGUGCUGGAAUAACAAUGCAAGUGGUUGGAGCUACGGAAGAUAGAUGCGGUAUCCGCAUGAGACCAACGAUCAGGUUGUAAAACAAGCCCUAUAAAAAUACUUUACGAUUCAAUAAAAAAAUACAAAUAAUAAUAA